Messenger RNA from Gadus morhua (Atlantic cod), 852 nucleotides. Its product is annotated as T-box transcription factor TBX1. Lineage: Eukaryota; Metazoa; Chordata; Actinopteri; Gadiformes; Gadidae. Gene Ontology annotation, biological process: regulation of transcription by RNA polymerase II; positive regulation of DNA-templated transcription; cell fate specification. Gene Ontology annotation, molecular function: RNA polymerase II cis-regulatory region sequence-specific DNA binding; DNA-binding transcription factor activity, RNA polymerase II-specific. The transcript is spliced from 8 exons. The record is from RefSeq and is a predicted model, not a curated record. Gene Ontology annotation, cellular component: chromatin; nucleus. Bases 1 to 831 code for a protein of 276 amino acids.
AUGCACAGGCACCAGCUGUCCCAGGGCAUUGAGCUGUCCCAGUCCUGCUGUGAGGAGCAGGGUUCCCCCGCAUGCUCAAAAGCACCCCAGGUCGGCAGGGUCAGAGUUCAGCUGGAAAUGCAAGCGCUGUGGCAGCAGUUUGAUCAGCUCGGUACGGAGAUGAUCGUUACCAAGGCUGGGAGGAGGAUGUUCCCAACGUUCCAGGUGGGGAUCUCAGGGAUGGACCCCAGCGCUGAAUACGUUCUGCUCAUGGACUUCAUCCCGGUGGAUGACAAGAGAUACAGGUACGCAUUCCGCAGCUCCUCCUGGCUGGUGGCCGGCCGAGCCGACAUCUCGGCUCCAGGAAGGAUGCACUUCCACCCAGACUCCCCGGGGAGGGGGGCCCAGUGGAUGAAGCAGACCGUGUCCUUUGAUGCCCUGAAGCUCACCAACAACUUGUUGGACGACAACGGCCAUAUGAUUCUCAACUCCAUGCAUCGCUACCAGCCCCGGUUCCACGUCAUCUACGUGGAUCCAGCUCCCAACAGCCACUUGCAUGCCCAAAGGAACUUCUGCUCUUUCUCCUUCCCUGAGACCCAAUUCAUCGCUGUCACCGCCUACCAGAACCACAGGAUCACCCAAUUAAAGAUUGCCAGCAACCCCUUCGCCAAAGGCUUUCGAACAACAGAUGCCGAGGACUGGGGGGGCGGGGCCAGGUCCAUGGUUGCAUGGCACCAAGCAGAGGGCAGAGCUGAGGCCCAAUCAGAAGCGGCGGCGGAGCCCACAGGCUGGGGGUCCCAGACCUCUGCAGCUGGCUGCCAUCACUCCCAUCCUGAAAAAACCUGGUGCUGACCCAACUGACCUUAACCAUUA